GUGGCUGAAGAGCAAGCCCAUCCCAAGAGACCAGGGUGGUCAACUCAAAGGGCUGGACCCACAUGCAGAGACAAGACCAGCUGGAGCAGUGGUUGGCACCUCAAGUUGGAGAGGAUGGGGGAGCAGGGGUCCCAUUCUGGCCCCUCACCUCUGAGGCUUAAGACAGCCAUCAAACAGCAGUCCUAACACUGGAGGACUUUAGCUGGUUCUCGGAGGGAAAGGGCCAAGAGUUGGAGGCGUGGGUGUAGAUGGCAUCCUCUUGGGCAUUGCUGUUCCAACUGAGGAAGUGCCCCUGGGUCCCACACAUUCUGAGCUGCUGCUCAAAAUGGUGGGGAGGGGGACCCCCAGCCCCACUCCCCCAAAGCUUUGAGGCCUUUGAAGCCCCUGUUCGACUUGCCCCAGUUUUGCCACUUGUUUCCUCAGCCUCACUCCACCCCCACCAUGCAAGUGGACCCUUAUGUCCAAGAGUUGGGGAAGCUGUCUGGGACAGCAGCUCCCAGCAUCCCCUAGCCACCCUGACCAGGGAAUUAGCCCACGCAAUCGCACUGACUUUUACCUUUGGUGGCAGGCUUGUGAAUAGCAGGCGUCCUUUGGCGCCUUUGAGACCAAUCAGAGUUCGCACACCGGAGGGGCAUGGUGGCCUCCCAUGCCAGGCCCCUGUGGCCCCUUGCCAGCUGUAGGGGGUGGCUGGGCCUGUGCAUCCGCAAACACGUCUGGUGGGUGGAAGGGAAACCUCUUCAGCAAGGUGAACCUCAAGGUAGGUAAAGGUACGUUUGCACAGCAGGGGUGUGUGCCUGGCGCGGAGGAGGACUUGGCAGCCGUUGGGCACUUCUGUCCCAUUCAGCUGUAGCUGAAGCUUGGCGUGGCUGCAAGGCCUUGGCGGUUGUCUCUGCACCUCCUGGGCUUUAAGCCACAUUUGGAAGAAAAAAAGGACAUUGGGCUCAGGACUGGAAAGAGAAGGCCUUCACCCCAGACCUCACUCAGCUGGUGCUGCUGCUGCUGCUGUGGAAGGAGUUGCCGGCCUGCCUUGCCUCUGUGCCCAACGAUGGCUCGGAAGAUGAGCAUAGACCAGCUGGAGGACCAGCUCCUCUGCCCCAUCUGCUUGGAGGUCUUCCGGGAACCCCUGAUGCUCCAGUGCGGGCACUCCUACUGCAAGCCCUGUGUGGUCUCCCUCUCGGGGGGGCCCGGAGAGGCCCUUCUCUGCCCUGUCUGCCGCAAGGCUGUCGACUGCACCAGCUCCCCACCCAACGUCAGCCUGGCCCGCGUCAUUGAGGCCCUGCGUGGCGCGGGGGAAGGCUGUGGCGCUAGUGGUCCCGAGGCCUGUGAAGAGUCCUGCCCCGACCACCGCAACCCCCUCAGCCUCUUCUGCGAAGACGACCGGGCCGUGAUCUGCGGGCUCUGCGGCACCAUCGGCACCCACCGGCACCACAAGGUCACGCCCGUCUCCAGCGUCUACAGCCGGAUGAAGGAGGAGCUGUCUGUCCUGAUGACUGGGGUGCAGCAGCAGCAGAGGGACCUGGAUGAGCAUGUCAGCCGGCUGAUGAACAACAAGACGCGCAUUGCGAACGAGUCGGACGUCUUCAAGUGGGUGAUCCGGAAGCAGUUCCAGGAGCUGCACAGGUACAUCGACGAGGAGAAGGCCCGGUUCCUGGGGCAGAUCGAGAGGCAGGUGGCCGGCCUGGUGGCCUCCAUCCAGGUCCAGGCAGAGCAGGCAGCGGACGCCCUCCGGGAGCUGAAGGAGUUGGAGGACUCACUGCAGAGCCUCAACAACGAAAGCCAACUGGACUUCAUCCGGAAACAUGGCUCCCUCCCUUCCAGGUCCGAACUGCCCCAUCAGCACCCGGCCGAAGGGGGCACCUUCACCGCCAUCUCCUUUAAGCCCGGCUUCCACCAAGACGACGUCCAGAUGAUGGUGUGGAAGCGGCUGCUCCGCAGGGUCCUCCCAGCGCCAGAGACGCUGAAGCUGGACCCGGAGAGCGCCCACCCAAUGCUGGAGCUCUCCAAGGGCAACACGGUGGUCCGGUGCGGCCUCCUCUCCCAGCGGCGCAACAGCCACCCGGAGCGCUUUGACUACAGCACCUGCGUCCUGGCCAGCAAGGGCUUCUCCUGGGGGCAGCACUACUGGGAGGUCAUAGUGGGGGGCAAGAGCCACUGGCGCCUGGGGGUGGUCAAGGCCACCGCCAGCCGCAAGGGCAAGCUGGGCAAGAGCCCCGAACAAGGGGCCUGGCUCAUUGGCCUCAAGGAGGGCAAGGUCUACGAAGCCUUCGCCAGCCCCCGGGUGGCCCUGCCCCUGACGUCCAGGCCCCGCCGCGUGGGGGUCUUCCUCCACUACGAACGGGGGGAGGUGGCCUUCUUCAACGCCGACAGCCCCAAUGAGCUCCUCCCGAUCUACGCCUUCCAGGCUGAGUUCCAGGGGAAGCUCUACCCGCUGCUGGAUGUCUGCUGGCACGAGAGGGGCACCAACGCCCUGCCCAUGAUCCUGCCCACACAAGCCAUGCUGCAAGCCCAAGGUGACAACAGCGGUGCCGAGGACGGCAGCGGCGGCGACCGCAGCAGCGACCCUGAGCAGCCCACCAAGUUGUAGCCGGGAAAGCAGUGCCCCGUUGGCUGCAUGUCGACUGGCUUCUGCCACGGCCGAGUUUCCCGAUGUCCUUGCAAAUGUCUUUUGAGCUCUUUGUAGUUACUCUGCAGCCCCUGGAAAAAGGCUGCAAGACCACAAACACCAUCCGGAGUUCUGGCUAAUGGUCCUUUGCCAAAGAGCAGCCACCUUCUUCCAUGGGGCGAUGCGGGGGGACGCGUGACUUUAUGGGGGUCCUCCCUAUGUGAGGAGAGAGGAAAGGCGUGGAAAGGACGGCUGGCCAUUUUUACUGUUAGGAAUUUUUAACCUUUUGCCCGUUUUAAUUUCUUGGGGUUCUGGUUCUGAGCGAAAGGCACAUUUGUCGGUGAUUGAAGCAGUGAUAGGAAUGGGCUCUAUGGCCAAGCAGGGGCAGAACUGCUUCAGGCCUGGAAGUGGUGUGGGGAACAUCUGCCACCCCCCAGAUUUGUUGGACUGCAACUCCCAUGACCCCUUGCCCUUGGGACACACUGAGGAGGGCUGCUGGGAGUUGCAGCCCAGCAACAUUUGCCAGUCCUGCGCUCUCCCCACUCCACAUUCAGGAAGGAAAUGAUGGUGUUAAGGUGCCACAAGACUGAAUAAAGACAGAUUCCUCAACCUUUCUCUUGGCUUGGAGUUCCUCUUUGGUUCACAACAGCCACCCCCUGGAAGCGCCAGUGUGGACCCCUGGCCCCUUUGGGCAUCAAGGACUCUGCCAGUCUGGGGCACAUGGUGCUAUGUCAAUUCAGUUGGCCACAGGUGUCAAUUGCCAAGGAUCAAUUAAACUGCUCAUACCAGA
Sceloporus undulatus (fence lizard) is the source of this 3392-nucleotide messenger RNA. Its product is annotated as E3 ubiquitin-protein ligase TRIM50-like. The record is from RefSeq and is a predicted model, not a curated record. Gene Ontology annotation, molecular function: protein binding; zinc ion binding. Lineage: Eukaryota; Metazoa; Chordata; Lepidosauria; Squamata; Phrynosomatidae.